AUGUCCGCCGCUACCGUGCCCGUCCCGGCGCAGCCGCAGAAGCUGGAGAGGAAGCCUAUCAAGUUCUCUAACCUGCUUCUCGGUGCUGGCCUCAACCUGUUCGAGGUCACCACCCUCGGCCAGCCCCUGGAGGUCAUCAAGACCACCAUGGCCGCCAAUCGUGGUGACGGGUUCGCGACCGCCUUAGGCCGUAUCUGGAGUCGUGGUGGUGUCCUGGGUUUCUACCAGGGUCUGAUUCCGUGGGCCUGGAUCGAGGCUUCGACCAAGGGCGCAGUGCUGCUAUUCGUUGCCUCUGAGGCCGAGUACUAUGCGCGUAGUGUGGGCGCCAGCGAGUUCGGCGGCGGCGUCAUCGGUGGAGUGGUGGGCGGUGUGUCGCAGGCAUACACGACCAUGGGCUUCUGUACUUGCAUGAAGACAGUCGAAAUUACUAAGCACAAGAUGACUGCGUCAGGGCAGAAGGCCCCUAGUAUUUGGGUCACUUUUACAGAUAUCUUCCGAUCUGAGGGUAUCCGCGGUAUCAAUAAGGGUGUCCAUGCCGUUGCCAUCCGCCAAAUGACCAACUGGGGAACGCGCUUCGGUCUCAGCCGCCUUGCAGAGCAGGGUAUCCGUAAGGUUACUAACAAGGAUAACGGCGAGAAGUUGAGCGCCUUGGAGAAAAUCACGGCCUCGGCUUUGGGCGGCGGCCUAUCGGCCUGGAACCAGCCGAUUGAGGUCAUCCGUGUCGAGAUGCAGAGCAAGAAGGAAGACCCCAACCGUCCUAAGAAGAUGACGGUGGGCAACACCUUUAAGUACAUCUACCAUACUAAUGGCCUUAAGGGUCUUUACCGCGGUGUUACCCCGCGUAUCGGCCUUAGUAUGUGGCAGACGGUCUGUAUGGUUGCUAUGGGUGAUAUGGCCAAGACGUAUAUUGAAAAGCUAACCGGCGAGACGGUCACGGCAAAGCAUUGA
Messenger RNA from Colletotrichum spaethianum, 948 nucleotides. RefSeq names its product citrate/oxoglutarate carrier protein. Gene Ontology annotation, biological process: mitochondrial citrate transmembrane transport; alpha-ketoglutarate transport. Gene Ontology annotation, molecular function: tricarboxylate secondary active transmembrane transporter activity. NCBI's taxonomy places the organism in Eukaryota, Fungi, Ascomycota, Sordariomycetes, Glomerellales, Glomerellaceae. The coding region runs from base 1 to 948 and encodes 315 amino acids. The record is from RefSeq and is a predicted model, not a curated record. Gene Ontology annotation, cellular component: mitochondrion. The transcript has 3 exons.